UGCUAGAGGGAAAAUGGAUUCUUUAUUUCACGUCCUGGUUUCUACCUGUAUUGCCUUGACAUUCUCAGAAGGGUUUCUGAUUAUCCAUGUCCAGAAACAGCAGUGUCUUUCAGAAAAGAGAGGAGUUAUUAUGGAAAAGUGCAAUAUGACCAACAUCAACCAGCAGUGGCAGUGGACAGAAGAUGACAGGCUCCUCCACGUGAAAUCUGCCCAGUGCCUGAGCAUCUCUACACGCUCUGCCCUGUCAUCUCGCAGCAUCAUUGUUGAUUGUCCUCAGGCAGUCAGAUGGACUUGCCAUGAGGAGGAUGGGCUCCUGAGGGUGGCCAACAGCUCUCUCUUUCUCACAAAGCAAGGUCAGAAGGUAAUGGCCAAGCAGAGUAAGAAAUACCUUCAUACAUGGAUGCAGCUAGAAGCCAGCGAGACGGGAAAACCUGUUUAUGUAAAUCUGUGCUCAAAGCAAGAUCUCCAAGAUGCAGACACUUCUGUAUGGAGUACUAGAACUACAUCCCCCCCUUUAAAUGCCGUUACCUCUAGGCCUGAAAAUCUGCUGAAGAGUAGCACAGAGAUGCUAAUCAGAAAUGUGACUGAACACUUCAGUAAAAAUCUCAUUGAAAACCUCUACUUUGACUUGAAAUCUGCAGUAACAGAGAAAGCCUGGAUUCCAACAAGUACUCUUCAAUAUUCUAGCACUACAGAAGAGAAGGAAUUGGGCUGCCAGCCCGCCCCCACGGGCAACGGCUCCUACGGCUGCACCCUGCGGGGCCUGGAGGCCGGGACCUGGUACCGCCUCCGCGUCCAGCCGCUCGCCGACGGGGAGGCUGUCAACAUCUCCGUGCGGACAGAUCCCUUACCACCACCUCGUUUUGAAGUUAAUAAGGAAAAAACUACACUCACAAGCUUGCAGGUUCAGUGGGAGCCUUCCUCAGGAAAGGUGGACUUGUAUAACCUAGUAUUACUUGAUCGCGAUAAUAAAAAGAUACAAGAAGUCUCCAUACCAGGAAGAAUUUCAAAACCAGAAAAUACUUUUUCCAGUCUCAUCCCUGGGAAUAAAUACAACAUUGUCCUCAGUGCAGUUGCUGGAAAUAAGAGUACCCCAGAACUUCACAUAAGUGGAUCUACUGUGCCAUCCCCUGUGAAAAAUGUUCAGGUUACUGUCAAGACAGACACUAUCCAUGCUUCAUGGUCUCCUGGCUCCGGGCACGUGGAUCGUUACAGGCUGGUGUUACUGGAUAAUCAUGUCCCCAUUCAUGAGAUUGACCAAGAAGACCCUCUGACCUCCUACACUUUUUCAGGACUUACAGCAGGCCACCUGUAUAACCUUACUAUCAUAACCCAGGCUGCAGGAUUGGAGAGCAGCAGUUUUCAAACAGUCAGGACAGCCCCAGCUGAAGUCUUAGAUUUGACAGUGACUAAUGAUGACAGCUUAGAUGCUUUAAAAGUUAAGUGGAGAAGACCUUCAGGAAACCUCAAUUUCUAUAAUAUCACCUUGUCUCAUCUCGGAUCAGUUAAAGAAGUCAAAACUCUACAGCCACCGGUCACAGAGACUCACUUUGACAAGCUAACUCCAGGACGCCUUUAUCAGGUUACUGCCCGCACAAUCAGUGGUGAUCUGUUUACUGAUCGAAUGGCAACUGGCAGGACAUUUCCCCAGAAAGUUUCUGAGCUGAAAGCCGGUGGUGGUGGGUGGCUGAGGUCCCUGCGAGUGAACUGGCUGCCCCCUGCGGGAGACUGGGAGAGGUACCGCCUGCUCCUGUGGAACAGCUCGGCCCUGGUGCUCAACACCACUCUCGAGAAGGACACCACCGAAUACCUCAUCCCCGACGUGGGCCUCAUCCCAGGGAGGCAGUACAAUGUGGACGUCAUCGUGGAGAGUGGCGAUUUGCAGAGCAAGACUAGCUGCACGGGGAGAACAGCUCCAGAGCCUGUUCUCCAGCUCCGUGUGAAGCAUGCUAAUGAAUCUUCACUUAGUGUCAUGUGGAUGACCCCUGUUGCGGAAUGGGACAGAUAUGUGGUUUCACUGGGAGACAGGGAUCUUGCUGUCAUAAAAAAAGGACUUGCAAAAGAAGCUAAGGAAUUCACAUUCACUGACUUGGUACCUGGAAGAAAAUACACAGCUACCAUCACUACUAUUAGUGGGAUUUUAAGCAACUGGACUUCAGUGGAAGGAAGAACAGUGCCAGCCCAAGUGACUGCUCUGACUGUGGCAAGUCAGGGAUCAACCAACAGCUUGUUUACCAACUGGACAAGAGCACUGGGAGAUGUAGACUCAUACCAAGUGCUAUUGAUUUAUGAGAAUGUUGUCAUUAAAAAUGAGACUGUUCCCAGUGAAACCAACAGAUAUCACUUCUACCCCCUGAAACCUGGAGGACUCUAUUCAGUUGUUGUCACUACUGUCAGUGGGGGGAUAUCUUCAAGGCAAACAAUUGCAGAGGGGAGGACAGUUCCUUCCAGUGUGACUGGAGUAACAGUAAAUAACUCAGGUCGCAGUGACUACCUCAGUGUUUCUUGGCUGCCAGCUUCUGGAGAUGUGGACAGUUAUUUGGUAACACUCUCUCACGAUGACCAGAUUGUUCAGACUCUCACCAUUUCCAAAUCCUUCAGUGAAUGCUCCUUCAGCAGCCUUACUCCUGGGACGCUUUACAAUGUGAUGAUAACCACAAAGAGUGGGAAGUAUGAAAAUUAUUCCUUUGGCCAGGAACGAACAGUCCCUUCAAGUGUUCAGGGACUUACUGUCAGCAAUUCAGCCAGAAGUGACUACUUGAAGGUGUCCUGGUUACAUGCCUCUGGAUAUUUUGAUAAUUAUGAAGUAAUCAUCAAGAACAACAAUGAUUUCAUCCAAACAAAAAGUGUCCCAAAGGAUGAAAAUGAAUGUGUGUUCACUAAUCUGGUCCCAGGGAGGCAGUACAGUGUCACAGUCAGUACACGGAGUGGGAAAUAUGAAACUAGUGAAAGGAUCUAUGGCAGAACAAUGCCAGAGUCAGUGAAGGAACUGAUUCUUAGUAACAGGAGCACAGAAGAUCUGCAGGUAACUUGGUCAAAGGCUGAGGGAGAUGUUGAUAAAUAUGAGAUUCAGCUCCUCUUCAAUGAUAUGAAGAUCUUCCCACCCAUUUUCCUUGGGAACACCAUUGAGGAGUAUUGGUUCACAGCUCUGACUCCAGGACGUCUAUACAAAAUUCUUGUCUUGACCAUCAGUGGAGAUGCACAACGUGCUACUUUCAUAGAAGGCCUGACAAUUCCAAGUGUGGUCAGAAACAUUCAUGUGUCACCUAAUGGGAUGACAAACAGCCUGAAAGUGAGCUGGACUCCUGGAGGUGGAGAUGUUGAUUCCUACACAGUGACUAUAUUUCAACAAAACCAUCAGCUUGAUUCUCAGAGUGUCUCCAAACACGUCUCUGAGCACAUGUUUCACAAGUUGGAAGCUGGGGAGCAGUACCGGGUGGUGGUGCAAUCUAACAGUGGCACCUUGCACAACAGCUUAGCAGCUUUUGGGAGAACAAUUCCAGCCUCUGUCCAGGAAUUACUAGCCCAUCAUGCUUACAGCAGUCAUUCCUUGUUAGUAACCUGGCAGAAAGCUCCUGGUGUAGCUGAAAGGUAUGACAUUCUGCUCUUGAACGAGCAAGGAAUCAUCCUGAGCAACAAAUCAGAGCCAGCUACUGCCAAACAGCACAAAUUUGAAGAUUUAUUAGCUGGCAAGAAGUAUAAAAUACAAGUUUUGACAGUCAGUGGUGGACUCUUCAGUAAACGAGCAGAAACUGUUGGUCGAACAGUUCCAGCAGCUGUCACAAAUCUGAAGGUCACAGAGAACACCACUGACCGACUGUCCUUCAGCUGGACCACCUCACAAGGGGAACUUGAUUCAUAUGACAUCUUCCUAUACAACCCAGACAAGUCCCUUCAUGCCAGGAUUUCAGGAGAGCAGCACCUUCAUCAGUGUUCAUUCCAGAACCUGCGGCAAGGCAGGAUGUAUCGAAUGGUCAUUGUUACCCACAGUGGAGACCUCACUAACGAGUCGUCUGUCUUUGGAAGAACAGUACCAGCCCCAGUUGUUGGUCUCAAAGCAUCCAACCGAAACAUGACAGACAGUCUGUGGUUCACCUGGGCUCCAGCGGCAGGAGAUGUUGAUUUCUAUGAGCUGAAUCUUUACAACCCAAAUGGGACACAGAAAGAAACAUGGCACAAGAAAGACCUGAAAGAGUGGCAUUUCCAGGGGCUCAUUCCUGGCAGAAAGUACACUCUGGUUGUGGUGACUCACAGCGGUGACCUGACCAACACAGCAAACACUGAAGGAAGAACAGCACCUAGUGCUCCUAACACUGUAUCAUUUACUGAUGUUGCAAACACUUCUUUAUCAAUCACUUGGCUGGGUCCUCCAGACUGGACAGACUAUGACGAUUUUGAGUUGCAGUGGUUUCCAAAGGAUCCCCUUACAGUAUUCAAUCCAUACAGCAGCAGCAAAUCUAAAGUACGCAUCAUCUAUGGCCUGCGACCAGGAAGACUCUAUGAGUUCAGUGUCAGAACUGUCAGUGGUGACAGCUGGAAGACAUACAGUCAGUCACAGUCUGCAAGUGUGAGAACAAAACCAGAUAAGAUACAAAGUCUUCAUUGUCGGCCCCAGACCUCUACUGCCAUUGCAUGUUCCUGGACUCCUCCUGAUUCUGACUUUGAUGGAUAUAGCAUCGAAUGCAAAAAAAUGGACACUCGUGAAGUGGAAUUUUCUAAAAGGAUAGAAAAAGACAAAUCUCUGCUUAGUAUCAUGACCCUCGUUCCCCACAAGCGGUAUCUGGUGUCCAUCAAGGUGCAUUCUGCAGACAUGACAAGUGAAGUAGUUGAAGACAGCACCAUCACAAUGAUUGACCGUCCACCUCAGCCACCUCCAGAUAUACGAGUGAACAAAAAAGAGGUGCUGAUUACCAAAUCCUCCAUCAACUUUACUUUUAACUGCAGCUGGUUUAGUGAUACUAAUGGAGCUGUGAAGUACUUUACCGUGGUGGUGAGAGAGGCUGAUGGUAGUGAAGGACCAAAGCCUGAUGAGCAGCACCCAUUACCUUCCUACCUGGAGUACAAACACAAUGACUCUAUACGCAUCUACCAGACAAAUUACUUUGCCAGUAGAUGUGCUGAAAACCCUGACAGUGACUAUAAAAGCUUUGACAUUAAGCUUGGAGGAGAAAUGGAAAAUCUGGGAGGAAGGUGUGAUCCAGAUCAUGAAAAAUUCUGCGAUGGACCUCUAAAGCCUCGGACUUCUUAUAGGAUCAGCAUACGGGCUUUUACCCAGCUCUUCAGUGAAGACCUGAGAGAACUCCCUACACCGCUCUUUACAGACACCUUCUUCUCUUUACCAAUCACUACAGAGGCAGAGCCUCUAUUUGGAGUUAUUGAAGGUGUGAGUGCUGGCUUGUUUCUGAUUGUGAUGUUAGUGGCUGUUACUGCUUUAUUUGUCUGCAGACAGAAAGUUAGCAAUGGCCACGAGAGACCUACAUCAAGGCUGAGCAUUCGCAGGGACAGGCCACUGUCAGUCCAUCUGAACUUGGGGCAAAAAGGGAACCGGAAAACUUCCAGUCCGAUCAAAGUCAGCCAUUUUGAAGCACACUUCACCAAACUUCAAGCAGACUCCAACUACCUCCUGUCCAAGGAGUAUGAGGACUUGAAAGAUGUGGGUCGAAACCAGACAUGUGACAUAGCACUUCUGCCAGAGAACAGAGGGAAAAAUCGAUACAAUAAUAUAUUGCCCUAUGAUACAUCAAGAGUGAAGCUUUCCAAUGUAGACGAUGACCCUUGCUCAGACUACAUUAAUGCAAGCUACAUACCAGGCAAUAAUUUCCGCAGGGAAUACAUAGCUACUCAGGGCCCUUUGCCUGGCACCAAAGAUGAGUUCUGGAAGAUGGCAUGGGAGCAAAAUGUUCACAACAUUGUCAUGGUAACCCAGUGUGUUGAGAAGGGCCGGGUGAAGUGUGAUCACUACUGGCCCCUUGACCAGGAUUCCUUGUACUAUGGAGACCUGAUCGUUGAGAUGCUGUCUGAAUCAGUGCUCCCAGAAUGGACAAUACGAGAGUUUAAAAUCUGCAGUGAAGAGCAGCUUGACUCAACGAGGCUCAUUCGUCACUUCCACUACACUGUCUGGCCAGAUCAUGGUGUGCCAGAGACCACCCAGUCCCUGAUCCAGUUUGUCAGAACUGUAAGGGAUUAUAUCAACAGGACCCCAGACACAGGACCAACUAUUGUGCACUGCAGUGCUGGUGUUGGCAGGACUGGCACAUUCAUUGCACUGGACCGAAUUCUGCAGCAGCUGGAUUCAAAGGACACUGUUGACAUUUAUUCAGCAGUACAUGAUCUGAGGCUACACCGGGUUCACAUGGUUCAAACAGAGUGUCAAUAUGUGUAUUUACAUCAAUGUGUGAGAGAUGUGUUAAGAGCCAGAAAACUUCGCAGUGAACAAGAAAAUCCCUUGUUUCCAAUAUAUGAAAAUGUGAAUCCAGAAUAUCACAGAGAUGCUGUUUAUUCAAGGCACUGAGAAUGUUACAGAAAUCUGCUUUUGUGACCACAGUUUGUUAACUAGGGGUUUUGUGGUUUGUUUUUUUUAAUGUAUGUACUUCAUGCACUAGAAAGGUGCCAGACCUUUCUGUUGAGACUGUGUAUAAUUUAUUGGUCUGGUGAUUUUUUAAAAGAUAUAUAAUUUAAGUGUAAUAGAUAUUAAUGUAUAUAAUUGUAUUUUGGCAUUAUGUAAAUAUGUAUUUUUUUCUAUAUUGUUAAUAUUAAGCUUCAGAUAAUAUUUUUUUUCUUAUCACAGGUUUAUGAACUGUUCUACAUAAACUAUUUUAAAUUGUAUGGCAAACAGGGCUGCUGCAUUUAGAGCAGCAUUGGCAUGUAACACACAGGAAAAAUCCUAUAAGGAGAACCUCUUUUUUUUUUUUUUUAACUCGUUCAGUGUUUGUGAGAUGAAAUAAGCUAUUAUUAAGCAAGGGAACAGUAGUCCUUUAUAGGAAUUAUAAUGCUACUCUACACUAAACUUACUGCUUUUGAUCUGAUGAAAAUGGGUAUAACCCAUAACACAAUGGCAUACCUUUUACAGAACUCAUUAACAGCCAAGCAAAAGAGAGUCCACCUUACUAGAAGCAACUAUUUCAGUCUAAUGUGACAUAGGAGAAAAAUAUCAAACAACAUGCUGCCGUGAAGUCUUAUCAGACCUUUCUCCCUCACACACUUUGAGGGGAGACAGGUCACAUUCUGAUUUCUUUACACUGGUUUAAGAGAGCAGAAUCAUACCACAGCCCAUGUCUCUGCAUUUUCAUGUGGGUAUAAUUACAAUACGAAAAGUGUUCAAGGAAAUGCCUCAGACAUUCAUGUUAACAGCCGUGUAAGGAUGUGAAAUCUGGCAACAUCCAUAGCUUAUUAAAAACAAUGCUGUAUCAUGACAGCUAAAAAGGUAGAGAGAUUAUAAACAUAUUGAAGUAUAGACAUAUAAAGGUAUAUAUCCUUCAGUUUACACAACUGGCUUCAGCCUUAAGCUGCUUGCAGCAUAGAUGCCUUGGCCCAAGUGUUGGUCUCCUUCGAAUGCCACUUGCUUUCACAAAGGGAAAGCAUGGGUCCAGCAUGUCCUCAUAGAAAGACUCCUCCACAGGUGUUGCCUGAAGUCACCUCCGCAAGAGGAGCUGGAAUAGAAAAAGGCUUAUCAGUAAACCAGGGGAUGUAAGCUGGCCAGCCUCUGCUAAUCAUCCGAUGACUCAAAGCAUUCAGUGAUUAGCAAGGAGUACAAUCAAAGAGCACUCACCAGGUAUCCUGCCCAGCCAAGCAGAUUAGGCACAUCCUCUCUCCUCUGCAAAGAGACUUCUCAUUCAAGGGAGUGAAGACUCUCUUUCAGCUAUUCUUUGUCUUUAUAAAAUGCUCUUCAAACAAAUAGAGAAGAGACAGUACACAGUUUUUCUUCAUCACAAAAAGAAGGGCUUGAUAGUUCUUACACCCAGACUUUACCUAGAGAAAACUUAGACUGCUGCUGGACCUAAAUUCCACUUUUAUUUUGGAAAGAAAAAUACUUCUGAAGGCCACCUGAGAACCAGCCAAUAUACCUAAGUGUCUAACUGAGGAACUGCUGUGGCCCUGGGCCAAGACUACUGUGAUUUCACCAUGACUCUCCUUGCGGUAGGAACACCUGCUUGACAGUGGCUGAAGAAAUCUGCUAGGCAGCUCUGAUGUAGUUUUCUUACACUGUUCCAAAGCAGAACCAGCAGGAUUAUGCACAUCCAUGUCACUGGUUUUCUUAGAAAGAAGGAAACAGCUUGAUAGUCACUUUUCCUCCCUACUCCUUCUGGAGUCUCAUCCUUUCUUGACCAAAUAUCCUCGUGUGCCUCAGAAGCUGCCCUUCAUAUCAGCUUUCACAGCUGCUCAGAACAUGUAAGCUUGAUUAGCCUUUUAGGCAUCUCUGUAUGAAAAUACUGUUCAUUCCUCUUAUACAUCCUCUUUGGCCCCACACAAACCUCAAGAUUCAUCACCCUUAGUGGGAUCUGAAGAAGGGAACUGGCAUCAUAGUGGGAGCCAUUUUCACAGAGGAAACUAAGCAAAACCACAAAGAAAUGUGCAGUUUUUCUCAGACCCCUUUUUAAUCUGUUUUCUUUGCUAGGUAGACUAGGUUAGCAAGCAAGGACAAACAAGCAUAGCAGCUUCAGAUCGAUCAUUGACCCUGCUAAUAGCAGCUGAACUUAGGGCAUCAUGAAAAUUGCCAUUGUGUUACGUGCACUGCAUUUAGUCCUUUCUUUUUGCAGUGGUAGCUGAGGAACUAACCAUGUUAGUUACCAGCAGUACAAUUACACUGUGAAGACAUACCAAAUGUACCCUGUAAAUUAUCUCACACUCUAUAGCACUGUGUCAUUUUUUAUGCUGAGGGAAAUGGAACUCGCUCAGUAAUAUAUUAUCUGAAGGCAAAAGUCUGAUUGUACACUAUGUAUGUGUGUUGUUCAUCAUUUUCAGAAAGACACACAUAGUUCUGCUCUUUGUUUUAACAUUGUUUCUCAGCUCCCUCCUCCACACCUACAGAGUUCACAAAUGUGCACCCAAAAUGGUGAUGUCGUAGCAGACAGCUAUUUUCAUCUUUUCUCUCAGCUAAUUAUGAACACAAUUCGUAAGCCUCUUCCUCUUCAUCACUUAAUAACAUGACAGAUGACCUUAAACACUCUGUCACAAUGCUCUUCAGCAGCUUUACAUCUCUGCCUAGCUAGGUCACACGUGAGACUGUAUAUACACAUUAUUGCUCUGGUUCUGCUUUCUAGCCAAUUCUGCUCACAUGAAACCAGUGUAAAUCCACUGAGAAUAAGUAAAAAGUAUCUAUGUAGCAUUUUAAGACACCUACUUAUCAGUAUAAUUAAUUACAUUUACUGUGCCUCUGAGCUGAGUAACAGGACUGAUGGGAAAUUGUUAAUGUAACAAGAAUGGACUUGAAGGAGCCUGUGUACUGGACAAAGACAUCUCUUAAGGAGAAAGACACCCUCCACGUAAGAGGAUGUUUCUCUUUUGAAUGUCCACAAAUGAUGUUCAGAAUUCCCUUCUUGAUGUUUCCCAAUAAUAAUGUUAUAAAGCAAGGUUAGUCUUGUCGCUGAUCCAUAAGCUAAGAUUUGCACACUUGGAGCCCAGUCCUGUGAAUCUCUGCAUUAUCCACAAAGCUACUUGAGUACUUUCAUGAAAGUCAACUGGAAUGCUUGCCUGAAGAAUACCAUUCCACUUCUGAAGCACUUGCAGGGUUGGGCUUUUAGGUUAAUUCAAAUUUUUGUAUUGAAAGUUAUUUAAUAAUGAAAAAAUUUAAUAAAUGUUUUUAAUCUGUGCAAUACAAUUACAAGAUCCACUACCAAUUGUAAAAAAAAAAAAAAAAUGCAUAGCUGGAGUUGAUAAAUGAUAUUUUUUAUUACUAAUGGAACACAAAAGUGGAUGAGAGAAAUAGGCAUACUGUGAAGAUGUCAUAAAAGUGCAACUUUAUACAUUUUUCUCUGCUGCUAUAGUUAUUUAUACAGCUUAUAUACGUGCCUAAAAUUGCCAGAAAUGUUAUUUUAUGUAAUGAUAUAUUAUGAAUUUCCUUUCAGUUGUAGAACAAAGAAAAUGUGUGAGCUUUAAGUUUCUAUUAUGUAUUGUAUAUGGUUAUUUACACUUUGACUUUGAAAGAAAUAAGUUAAAUACCAGACAGAUAGGACUACAUGAGCACUUGGUCAUGCUCCUCAGCCUGGAAGUCAGUAUGAGAACAGUAACCAUCUAAUCACUAUAUUAGCAUCUCCUCACAGGGCCACAGAUCAGAGAAAUACAUCUGACAUUCAGAUAUAAAGCCUACCGCAGCCCCAGCUUCCAAGGAGAGGCGUGGCAGGUGCUUACAUUUAUUCAGAUUUUAUUCAGUACUUCAGACAUGCAGUUUGUGUGAAUAAAAUGCAAUACAGAAUGACCACCACUCCACAGACAUUCGGGCUCUGGAGCUGUGAGCUCUGGGACCUAUAGUCCCAGGAGGCUGCAACUUUGAACAGAAGCUGAGUGUGCACCCCAGUACUCGGGCAGUUUGCUGUGUAACUCCAUGCCCUCAACUGUUUGACUGAUGAAGUCAAACUCUUGACCUGUUGGUAGCACCACUAUGGCCAAAGCAAACGGGUCUGUUACCAGUGAGCUUGCAGAUCAACAGCUAGUUCAGACCAGGAUUUAGUUGUUAAGACUGGCAGGAAAUACUGAAGACUAGGGAUGAGCUAAAUUUAGCAAAUGCUGUGGAAUUUGGGCACAUAAAGUGUCAAUGAUGCUGACAGAUUGAUAUGCAUGAUGGUUUGGUUGUUUCUUGGAUUAUUUGAAAGCUAAAGAAAUACUGUAAGUAACGUCAAGUAGCUAAGUAUAUAUUGCUCUACAGAAGGGCAGUAUGUUUUAGGGAAAAAACCCACAAUUUUGAAAUGUGGCUAGCCAUAAAUUCUUUGCCAGUGCCUGGAGUAAAGCGUCUGAAAAACAUCUUCAGCACAUAUUCCAUUCUCAUAUGCUAUAUAAUUACUUAAAUUUGUGUUCCUAACAAACACUGGGUGAACACAGAAUUGUGCUACUAUUGUCAAUUUAAUUUAUGCAUUCAUUAAGUAUAUUUUUAUAUUUUUAGCUACAGUCAACAAACGAAAUAUAUUUGAACAUAUUUUACACAUUUUUAUAAAUAGUUCAUGAA
Messenger RNA from Athene cunicularia (burrowing owl), 11158 nucleotides. RefSeq names its product protein tyrosine phosphatase, receptor type B (gene PTPRB). Lineage: Eukaryota; Metazoa; Chordata; Aves; Strigiformes; Strigidae. Bases 14 to 6511 code for a protein of 2165 amino acids. Gene Ontology annotation, molecular function: cadherin binding; protein tyrosine phosphatase activity. The record is from RefSeq and is a predicted model, not a curated record. The transcript has 34 exons. Gene Ontology annotation, biological process: angiogenesis; protein dephosphorylation.